This is a messenger RNA of Amphimedon queenslandica, 887 nucleotides long. Its product is annotated as protein Njmu-R1-like. The record is from RefSeq and is a predicted model, not a curated record. Gene Ontology annotation, cellular component: trans-Golgi network. Lineage: Eukaryota; Metazoa; Porifera; Demospongiae; Haplosclerida; Niphatidae. The coding region runs from base 45 to 887 and encodes 280 amino acids. The transcript has 7 exons.
UAAUGCGCCGGCCAUGUUUUUAACUCCACGCCUGCUUACAGAAAAUGGCCGACAUGAAUGGUGCUGUAACUUCUGGUGAAAGUGAUGGAGGAGGACUGCUGGGAGAUAUAAUCGACUUGGAAUGGACGGAUGGGGACUUUUGCCUUUUUUGCUCUUCAGUGGUUGAUGGAAAUAGUGAUACCAAACUGGAAGAAUGUUUGCAGGUGGUUUUAAGUAAUUUGACUGGCGAUGGGAGAGAUAGACUUUUCAGUCUCUUAAAAGACCUUAACAUUAAGCCUUGGACCCUCCGACCUGGCUGUGGUGUAGUCUCAUCAUUUCAAACAAAGUCCACCAACAGUGGGCAGUUGUACACAUGUCUCAUUAGUCCUCACAAGAGGCCCAACUCCACUUCCUCUCCAACUAAAGAUACUAAUAAGUCAAAAUAUCUUCUCUGCUGUCUCUCUCUGAGGGAGAAAGGCUUGGAGUCAUUCAGAGAAGAUCUAGACACUUUUACUGGAACACUGAAACCAUAUCUUAUUAAACAGAAUCCUGAUUUCUCUCCUGACUCUGAAUUGUACCAGCACAUACAGUCUUGGACAUCAACACUUUAUUAUUUGAGUAGACUUAUACCAAAAUGCCAUGAUCAGCUACCACUUCUAUUACAUGCAUCUCUUAAUAGCACAGUCAAGGUAUCUGGGGAUAACCCUGAAACAAUUCAAGAACUAAAAGAGUCUACUGGCAAUGCUGACUUAUUGCUCAAGUGUUCGCUGAGAGAAGCACAGAGUCAAAAUGAAAAGGAGAGCAAAGCAGUCUUGGAUUCUCUUGAUGAGUUUAUGCACAGAAAAAAUGAGACGGUGACAAAAAAGACAUCGGCUACUGCAACCGGCUCAACUAUAGACCUCAUAUAA